Messenger RNA from Neohortaea acidophila, 483 nucleotides. RefSeq lists its product as uncharacterized. The record is from RefSeq and is a predicted model, not a curated record. NCBI's taxonomy places the organism in Eukaryota, Fungi, Ascomycota, Dothideomycetes, Mycosphaerellales, Teratosphaeriaceae. The transcript has a single exon. The annotation marks the transcript as partial.
AUGGAGGGUAGUGAGCGCGAUGCCGCCAUGCCGGCGCCACCGCGCGAUGUUCCAAUUCGAGAUUCCGCUCCGCCAUCGUCGUCCAGGACUCUCGUCCACUCAAACGAGCAAAGCAGGCCCAGCAAUGGAUCCGAACAAUCGCACAACCCGGGCGCUGACGUCUGGGCCGGCGCCAUAUCACGCCUCCAGACCCAAGUCUCGUCGAACACGAGUCUCCUCGAGUCGCAACGUCGGCAGAUCCAACGAUUGGAGAUGGACGUCCGCACCUUGGGCGACGAGAUACGCGGCGUCGUCACGGCUUUGAACGAGGUCCGCGCCGAUAUGCACAUCAAGGGCAGUGCGCCGGGGCCGGGCAGGCAUGAUCCUGGCGACUUUGAUUACUUGAUUGAGCAGGUGAAUGCCAUCAACGGCAAGGCGAAUGAGGUCGACGGGAUCAAGCUGCAGCUCAUUUCCAUGAAGAAUCGAAUGAAGCGACUGGAGGAG